UAGAAAAACAUAAUUUAAAAAAACAUGGCUUCCUGAAUAGAGCGAAUCUCAAAGCUAUGGUGUCCUGCCAGGGACAAACAAUGCAAACUUCCACAUUUGCUGCGUUAUAGACAACACAACAGAGCCUCCUACUGGCUAAGACAUGCAGCUGCCCUACAGAAACAUGAACAACUCACUCCCAAAUCCAAAAACUAGAGUGCUAAAACUCAAACUAAUGAUGUCAUCGAGUUUAAAAUCUGGAACUGCGCCCCUCACAAUGAAGUGGUAAACAUGUUAUAGAUGAGACUGAGAGCAGCCGGGGGAAUGUACUGAGUAUAGACCAAAUCACUGUGACGUCAUGCUAACAACAAUAAUCUCUUCCAUGUUGAAAAUUGGCAACUGAUUUGAUUUGAGGAGAUAUGUGAAACUGGCCAACUUGUUUACUUCUGUUGACACUGUCAUUAACUGAAACGUUUAAAGAUGUAUAGUUAAACACGGCGGGCCGACCUAUCUGACCUUUCUUCUGUGCUUAUUUUGUGUACUGUGUUGCUUUGCUAGCAUCUUUCAGAAACCAAAUCUACUGGCAUGGAAGUUAAGCAGUGUACUGCUGUUCCACAUUACCUUACACCUUAAACCACUUAAGGCAGUUGUAGACCUCUUACUUACUUACUUAAGCCCUUUGCUCCUCUAGGGAGUAUUGGCCAUUUCACUCGGCUGUUGGCAGUUCGCUGUAGAUCUCCCAAGCUGAUCCCACUCCUACACAUUUCUGGACACCUCUCUGCCAGCUGUUCUUGGGGCGACCUUUUUCCCUAGGUCCUUGUGGGUUCCAUUUCAGGGCUUGAUAUUUGUGGCAGGUUUUUUAAGGGUGUGUCCAAUCCAACCCCACUUUCUCUUUAGAAUUUGUGAGUCAGUAGGAUCCUGGUUUGUUCUUCUCCACAGGUCUGCAUUGCUUACUUUGUCUCUCCACCAGAUGUUGAGUUUUCUCCUGAGACAUGUGUUCAUGAAUGUUUGCAGCCUGUUUGUUGAGUGUUUUGUUGUUCUCCGUGUCUCUGAUCCAUACAGCAACACCUGCUUCACAAUGGAAUCAAACAUGUGUAUUUUGGUGUUGAUUAAUUAGGUUUUGAGCUCCAGAUCUUCCUGAAAGUGUUAAACACCACCCUAGCCUUCUUGAUUCUGCUCUUUCUCUCGGCCUCUGUCCCUCCAUCGGUGUCCACAACGCUGCCCAAGUAUGAACUCUUCCGGCUCCUCCAGGUCCUUGUUGUGUAUGAUGUCAUCAAAAAUGACCUAGCCCAGCAUCGGCCCGAGCUGGGCAUGCUGGAUUAAAUUAGCCAGGCAGCGUCCGGUUGGCCAACUCAGCUAAGACUUGCCAUGAAUCAGGCCAAAUCAGAUGGCCUGUUUCCGGCUGCUGACGCUGCCACCAUUGUUCUGUUAUCAAAAAUGACCUGCAGCAUCGACCCAAACUUGGCACGUUGGAAGAUAUAAGUCUGGCCAUAUCUGGUUGCCUGACUCGGCUGAGAUUCAACAUGAAUGAUGCUCGAUAAUCGGGCCAGAUAAACUAGCCUGAUUGUGGCUGCUGACACUGCAAUCACUGGGCUGCAAUAUUGCCAACCAAAUGACAAAACAGGCCCAAGUCUUGCCCAGAUAUAUGACUGAAUUACCAAACAGCACUGUCAGAGCUGGCUUAAUAUUUAGGCAGAAAAGCCUUCAAAUAAGAUGACUGCAUAGAAAAACCAAAAAGAUUGUUAAUAUAUGCUUGAAAUGAACCAUAAAAAUGCAAAAAGGCAACUACACAUGAUCACAAAGACCAGCCAAGACACACUGUGACGCUGGCAUAUAGGAGAUUGUGUACAAAAAUCCUGCAUCAGUGUUAUGAAACGGCCGAGAGGAACCAAUGAGAGCAACUUUAAGUCUCUCUGCAGAAGAUUCCACAUAUAAGGAGCUGCAUCUGAGAACAGAGAGCAGAGCCAUUUUCAAUUUUUUUGCUUGUACACACACAAGUAUGCUGGAAGUAGGCCAAGAAUUGCUUUGUAGGCAAAAGAAUGCCAAUGAAAAAGUCUACAAAAUUGAAAGGAGCGCCAGCCAACCCAGACACACAGGAUACAGUGAUGAGUUAGUGGCUCAUAGCUGGUAAUAAAUCUCAAUGAGCCAUGGUACACAGAGUCCAGAGCAUGCAAACACUGGGAGGGUGGAGUUCAUUUUAGGAAUAAAGGAGGAAUUAUACACUGACGAUUCAAUUUCAAAACUUAGUCUAUAUAAAGCACAAUUAGUGUCACCAGUGCACUAUUAUUAUUACUAUUAUUAUCUUAGUGAUGUAAUUACUGUUACUAUGACUAUGAUGACUGUGUAGCCUACACACAUCAGAAAUUGUAUCAAAGUAAAACUGUGUAAACCUGUCACCACUGUAGGCACAAAAUAAUCACCAGAAUUCACUUCAGCUCAGUAAACAACAUGUAACUGAAACUCCAGAAUUACUGAAGUCAUUUUUCAUCUUGGUGAGCUCGAGGCUAUUAUUGGAAAGUUACGUCACGGCACAGUGCAGCGCGCAUCUCUGUCUCAGUGCAACAGAACAUCAUAUCACCGCCGUUAGCGGAGAACUGCUGCUCCCUCCUUCUCCCACAUGGACCGGAACCACGCAGAGCCACGUGACCCGGGAGCUCUGGACUGAACAGAAAUCUCACACCGCAUCAUGGCUGCGGAGGAUGCGGCCGCGCGGUCCCGAACCGGAGCCCUGCUCUUCCGCGGGGCUCCGCUCUCUCCCUCCCGCCUGCUGGUGCUCUCCCUGUCCGCCUGCUCUCUGCUCCCAGCCCCGGCGCUCGGCUUGCUCGGCUUUCGGCCGGAGGAGACCGGAGCGGAGCUGUCCGUGGCGGACGGGGUGCUGAAAGCUACCGAGGGGACCCGCUUCAUGCUGCGGGUGUAUUACUCCACCUCCCCGCAGAGGCUGAACCGCACCGCGGCGACUCGCGCCAACAACGCCGCGCCCUGGAUCGCCUUCAUCGAGGAGCCAACUCCCGGGCGAGAGGGACAAGUUCACCCGAAGCGGAACAUGUGCAUGGACAAGAACGCCAGGACGUCCGACAUCGAGGUUUUAGGUUCUUUCAAGUCUGCGUCCAGUCAGAACUCGGUGCUGGUGGAGCUGCUGGCCAAGGACCUGCGGAGGGGGGAGACGAUCAAAUACUACUCCAUGUGCGCCUUUGACGGAUCCAAAUGGGAACACUACCGGACACGGGAUUUCUGGGUGGCCGUGGUGGAGCGCUCCGCUGUACCGGAGCUGUGGCUGCAGGUGUUGGUGUCCGUGCUGCUGCUCGGGCUGUCAGCUCUGUUCAGCGGGCUGAACCUGAGCCUGCUGGCGCUGGACCCGGUGGAGCUGCAGGUCCUCCAGAACAGCGGCACCGACAAGGAGCAGAACUACGCGCGGAAAAUCGAAUCGGUGCGUCGGCACGGUAACUACGUGCUCUGCACUUUACUGCUGGGGACCGCGAUCAUCAACGCCUCGCUCGCCGUGUGGAUGUGCCAGAUCCUGGGCAUGACCUGGCUCUCCACGGUCAUCUGCGCCUUCGGCAUCUUCUUCAUCGGGGAGAUCCUCCCGCACUCGGUGGCGUCGCGUCACGGUCUGGCCAUCGCCUCCAAAACCAUCUGGGUGACGCGGCUGCUGAUGGUGCUCUCUUUCCCCAUCUCCUACCCCAUCAGCAAACUCCUGGACCUCAUCCUCAACCAGGAGAUCUCAAACUUUUACACCAGAGAGAAACUCCUGGAGAUGCUGCGCGUCACCGACCCGUACCACGACCUGGUCAAAGAGGAGCUCAACAUCAUCCAGGGAGCGCUGGAGCUGCGCACCAAAACCGUGGAGGACGUCCUGACGCCGCUGACCGACUGCUUCAUGCUGGCCUCGGACGUCGUGCUGGACUUCAACACCAUGUCGGAUAUCAUGCAGAGUGGAUAUACGAGGAUACCGGUGUUUGAGAACGAGCGGUCCAACAUCGUGGACAUCCUGUUCGUGAAGGACCUCGCGUUCGUGGACCCGGACGACUGCACCCCGCUGAAGACCAUCACCCAGUUCUACAAACACCCGCUGCACUGCGUCUUCAACGACACCAAGCUGGACGCCAUGCUGGAGGAGUUCAAGAAAGGAAAGUCCCAUCUCGCCAUCGUGCAGCGGGUGAACAACGAGGGCGAGGGCGACCCUUUCUACGAGGUGAUGGGCAUCGUCACCCUGGAGGACGUCAUCGAGGAAAUCAUCAAGUCAGAGAUCCUCGACGAGACCGACCUCUACACUGAUAAUCGUACCAAGCGUCGUGUUUCUCACCACGAGAGGAAGCAGCAGGACUUCUCCAUCUUCAAACUGUCAGAGAACGAGAUGAAAGUGAACAUUUCUCCUCAGCUUCUCCUGGCAACACACCGCUUCCUGUCAACAGAGGUGGAGCCUUUCAAACCAGCUCACAUCUCAGAGAAGAUCUUGUUGAGGCUGAUCAAACACCCCAGCGUGGUUCAGGAACUCAAGUUUGAUGAGAGGAACAAGCGAGCGCAGCAGCACUUCCUGUUCCAGCGCAACAAACCGGUGGAUUACUUCAUCCUGGUCCUGCAGGGCCGAGUUGAGGUGGAGUUCGGUAAAGAAGCACUGAAGUUUGAGAAUGGAGCCUUUUCUUACUUUGGGGUUCCUUCCAUCAUGCCAACAGUCCACAGAUCCCCCUCUCGCAGCAGUGGUUUGGACCGCUCUGAGUCGAUGCUGUACGGAGGAAGCAUGGGCCAACUGAACGGAGGGGGGAACGCCUACUUGCCGGAUUACUCUGUCAGACAGCUCACACAUCUACAGAUCAUAAAGAUCACCCGGAGCCACUACCAGAAUGCUGUAACAGCCACCCGGAUGGACAGCUCUCCCCAGACACCUGAUGCUGACGCCCGUCUGGCAGAAGCCAACUCCCCGACCCCGGAGCCCCCGGCCGCAGAGCACGGCGCCACGCUGAUGCCCCCGGACCACACCACCACAACCACCCUCAUGCCCCCACCCAGGGAGAUCGGCCGGCCCAGUUCAGCCCGAGCCCGAGGGCAGCAGUCCAGCGUCCCGCACAGCACCUCGCUGCUGAAUGAGAAGAACCGCAUCGUCCGCAGCAAGUCUGAUGGCCAGAAGAGUCCCAGCGAUUCAGUGUUUCUCAGGAUGGAUGAGAUCCCUUACAUCAGGGAGGACAGGCCUGAGACUGAGGCGCACACUGACAUGGCCUCUGUUCCCAUAGAAACGGACACGUCUCCUUUCAUCAGCAGCCUGUCCCUGAGCGGCUCAGAGGACACACUGGGCAAGAAACUCCUGCUCAAACUCAGCCACAAGAAGAGGAAAAAAUCCCGCGAAGGAGAAAAGACGCCAGAGGACAAUUCAGAGCAGCCGCUGGUGAAAACCUAGCAGAGUGCGAGUGAAACGGACCCGAACUCUCCAUCAUCUGAUGGUUCUUUAAGUUGUUUGUAAAGACGAUGUGGUUACUACAGCUAUCAGAGUUUUAUCUGAAAACACUCCACACACCCCCGCUGCAGGAGAUUAUAAAGAGGACCCAUCACCAGGACUGAACACACAGAUGGAAGAAACCAUUCCAUCAAAACAAACGGGGGUCGCAGCAUUGGCAAUAUGCAUCAAACUGUAGCUUGUCAUCUCCACAGGUUUUUCACGCUGAUGCUUGUAAAUAAAGGAAUGACUGCGGAUGUAAAAUGUUUGUAGAAAAAAAUAAUAGUUUUUUAUACACUGUAUACCCUCCUCAUGUGAUCACUUCUCCAACGGAGCUCAAAGGAAUGACACAGGACACAAGAAUCGGAUGGAAGACACCAAAGAUGUUGCUGUUGUUGUACAUACUGCGCCAGACUGCACAGGGGACAUCUCGACAGGACAGACGUUACCCGGCAGCUUUGUGUUGAGGCUUUUGAUUUGAAAGGUUGCUUGAUUAUUGCUUGUUUACCUGCUAAUUAGAUCUGUAGUCUAACAUGUUAGUGUAGAAACAUAUUGUUCUUUUUGCCUUUUAUUUAUCUGUGAACAAGUGUUUUACAUCCAGAUUGUGUCUGGAUGUCAGUUUUUAAAAAUGUUCUUUGCUUCCCAAAAUUUAAAUAGACACACAUCUAACAUAACAUGGCCAAAAGUAUAUGGACAGCCCUGUUUUUCCUGGUUUGGGCUCAUUACUUAGAAUGAACAGAAGUGUUGAGGCACCAACAUGCAAUAUUUUGGACUUUAGUGUAACUUUGCAUUUAUAGUUUUUGUAUGUUGGUGUCAGGAAAUAAAACAAAGGUUUAAACACCUGCUCUGCAUCAUCACAGCCAAUUACAGUAUGUUCAAACAGCUGAUCUGAAGAAGCUGACUGAUUGUACACCUUGUUAUUUCAGCAUGUAAUUUUUCUCCAAAUUCUCUUGUAUAGUUUCUGUUUUUAUUCUGUUCCUAUUACCUCUGCCAAAGAGGUCAUGUUUUCAGUUUGUUUGUUUGUUUGUUUGUCAGCAGGAUUAUGGAAAAAAUACUGGCCCAAUUUUCAUUAAACUUGGUGAAAGGGUGUAGCCAGGGUGUCUGCAGGUCCUUAAAAAGUCUUAAAAUGUCUUAAACGCCCAGUGUGUAGGAUUUAGGAGGAUAUAUUGGCAGAAACAUAAUAUAAUAAGCAUGUUUUCUUUAGUGUACAAUCACCUAAAAAUAAGAACUGUACAUAUGUUUACAUCUACCAAGGGAGCAGGUCCUCAUCUACAGCCUUGUUGCACCACCAUGCUUCUACAGUAGCCCAGAGCGGACAAACCAAACAUGGGCUCUAGAUAGGGACAUAACAUUUUCACAUCAGCCACCAUAGUUAGCAGCCCUUCCACAAUGGGAGAGUAGGAAAAACACUGAUUUUUUUCAAACACAAACCUGCUUUAUUCUUAGGAGACCUCUGUGGAUACUUAGCUGGCAGUAAGAACCUUCUAAAUUUCUAAAGAUGAGGACAAAAGGUGAGCACACAUUAGCAGGUGCUGGGCUAGCAGCCUGUCUCCGACAUGCCAAACAACAUUGGAAAAACACUGAUUUGUGACAUGUAACUGCUUUAUUCAGUGUUUUUAUUAGUUUUAAUCACCUGGUCUGUUUGUCUUGGAGAGGAAGAGACCCCUGUGGAUAAUUCAGCUCCCCGUAAAAACCUCCUGAACAAUGAACACUGAAGGAAUUCUUACCGGGAGAAGUUUCAGCUGGUUGCAAUCUGCAAACCUCCAGCUAGCUGCCAUUAAAUCCCCCUAAAUCUUACACACUGGAACUUUAAAUUCAGUUGAAAAUAUUAGGCCUCAAAAGUCAUUGAAUAGUCUUGAGUUUGAAUUUGUGAGGUCUUAACUGCCACAAAUCUUUUAUCUCAGUUAAUUUAUCCAUCUUUUAGUUGCUUUUUAUAAAAAUAAGUCGAGCUCUUCUGAGUAAAAGUCCACAUUUUUUAUGUUUAAAUCUUUAAACCUACCACUGAACUUAAUAGUCUUUUUAUUUCAUACUUGCACUUUCUUGUUGGCAAAAUGUAGAUUAACCUAAGUCACUUUUGUUACCAACAUUGCACGAGACUACCUAUAUUCUACUUACGUUUAUACUUACCCACAAUGCUUAAUAAGAAACUGAUUAUUUGUUCAAAAAUCAGCCUUAAAUUUGGUUUAGAUAUUUAUCUUGAAAUGGUCUUAAAAAGCAUUAAAUUUAAGUGUCUGAUACCUGCAGACACCCAGCAUGGGCCAAGGAAGAACCUAUUAAAUUUUGGAGCAGAUCUGAAUCAUGAAGUGGAUACACAAAUUAUUUUCUCAAGAUAGGAAAUUCGGCCUUUGUGGAGGUUGAUAUUUGUUUCCGUCUAUACUUACCUGUAUUUAUUUCUGUUCUGCAACAACCCAACUUUUCCACCGGGGAUUAAUAAAGGCGUAUCUCAUCAUA
This is a messenger RNA of Epinephelus moara (kelp grouper), 7858 nucleotides long. RefSeq names its product metal transporter CNNM1-like. The record is from RefSeq and is a predicted model, not a curated record. Gene Ontology annotation, molecular function: transmembrane transporter activity. The transcript is spliced from 10 exons. Lineage: Eukaryota; Metazoa; Chordata; Actinopteri; Perciformes; Serranidae. Gene Ontology annotation, biological process: transport; magnesium ion homeostasis. The coding region runs from base 2666 to 5371 and encodes 901 amino acids. Gene Ontology annotation, cellular component: plasma membrane.